CCGUGAUCGAGGCAGUGCCGGGGGGCUGUAGGACGGAUCAUGAAUACUAAACACGAAGGAACACCCUUUGAAAAUCUGAAUCCUUUUCCAGCAGCCGCCUCAGGCAUAAGUAAACACAAACCCUGCAAAUGCCAACACGCCCCUUCUCUGUAUCCACUCCCUCUCCAAUUCGUGCCACGUCAGGAACUUGUCGGGAGUACUACGACCUUUAUCUCAUUCUGACAAACGUGAGCACAAGAGCUGCCGAGAGCCCAGGGAUUGUAGCUGCCCAUUCGCGCCUUUCCAGUCAACCUACUUUCACCAUUUGAACUCAAAUGCUCCGAAAUCGCGUUUGGCAUUUUCUGUCGCCUCGGGUUCAGAUUAUGAGAAUAAAUAAUGAGAAGUUUGUGCCGACGGCUCUCUCUCCUUGCUUCCGCUAGUAUCGUGCUAACCACGUACCUGACUGUGCGAGAGUUCUUCUUGUUCAGCCACUCCUUCACCUCGCAGCAGGAAAGAGUCGGGGGCAGGAACUCGAAGCCAACGGCGACUGUGCUCAUCUGGUGGCAUCCGUUCGGCAAGAGAACCGAGAUCAAGAACUGCGGCACUCUCUACAACAUCCACAGCUGUCAGUUGACAACAGACCGACGGCGCUAUGUCCUCUCGCAGGCUGUAAUCAUACAUCACCGGGAUUUGGAAAGUCGUUUGGAUCAACUUCCCUCGGGACGGAGACCCAUAGCUCAGAGAUGGAUCUGGAUGAAUUUCGAGUCCCCGACUCACUCUUACCAGCUUGAACAGCUGAACGGUAUCUUCAACUGGACCAUGACUUACAGGCGCGAGUCUGACAUCUUCGUCCCUUACGGAUACCUCUAUCCCAGAAAGAAAAAGCGACAGAUAGUGCUGCCCAAGAAAACGAAACUGGUCGCUUGGGUCAUCAGCAAUUGGAAUGAAGACCAUGCACGGGUUAAAUAUUACAACAAGCUCAAGAACUACGUGAGCAUUGAUGUAUAUGGAAAAUUUGGCUUGGAUCUUAAAAAUAACAACGUUGUUCUGACAGUGUUGCCAUAUAAGUUUUAUCUGUCUUUCGAAAAUUCCCAACACGUGGAUUACAUAACCGAAAAACUUUGGAAAAAUGCUUUUUUAUCCAGCGCUGUGCCCGUGGUGUUGGGACCCAGCAGAACCAAUUAUGAACAGUACAUACCGGCGGAUUCUUUUAUCCAUGUAAAUGACUUUUCGAGUCCAGGAAAACUGGCCGAGUAUUUGAUGUAUUUGGAUAAGAAUAGUGGAAGCUAUAAAAAAUAUUUCGAGUGGAAAAAGGGCUACAAUGUGCAUCUGACAAAGUUUUGGGAUGAGCAGUAUUGCAAAGUAUGCGAGGCUAUCCAGAAUGCGGGGAGGCAACACAAGACUAUCUCAAAUCUGGAUACUUGGUUUCAGUGAUUGAAGUCUACUUUUGUUUUAAAAAAAGAUGAGGUGGUGGAAGAAUACUCUUAAUUGUGAAGAUUGGGAAUCGGUUGCAUCAUUGCAUAAAGAUCAAGGUGGAACGGUGGAUGCAAACAUUUGUUUGCAAAGACCAUAAUUGGUCAAGUUUCUAAACGAUCUAUUUAUUGGCUGUAAUAUUGAAGUACCGUUUAUUUUGAUUCAAGCAAGUUAAGGCCCAUCUCCAUAAAAUAAUCUUGAACUGGUUGCUAAAAAAAUAACUGCAAAUUUUUGACUUCCUAGCAAAGGUACAACAUUAUUAAUUUACAUUAACGUCCAUAAAAUAAACUCGCACCAGCUAACAGUGCAGGGAAAAUUAUCUGCAUUUUUUUUUUUACAGCUCCAUCCGCCUUAUGUCCUGUUUGGGGCAGUGCAUACACACGUUGUUGAUAUUUUGUUGCAGCCCACUGCUGCCAGUUAGAAAACCUGGAAGCGUUUCUGGAUUUCACCAACAAUUAGGACGUUAUUCUGGAAUAAGACUGGGGAAAUUUGCAUUACAUUACAAUUUCUCAAUGUAGAUAUUUGUGUCAUAAAAAUGCUGCUUUAACAGUGUACUCCAUUAUUAAUUUAUAAAAUAGUAACUCAUGAAUUAUGAAACUGCACCAAGCAAAAUGCAGGAUUAUUUGUGCCACAAGCUUUAUCCAGUUAAUCUCUCCUUCUUAUGACUCUUCAUUGAAAUUACUGGACAUUGUGCAAUUGAUAGAUUUAAAUCAUUAUUAGACACAAAAUGCUGGAGUAAUUCAGCGGGACAGGCAGCAUAUCUGAAGAAGGGUCUCGACCCGAAACGUCACCCAUUCCUUCGCUCCAGAGAUGCUGCCUGUCCCGAUGAGUUACUACAGCAUUUUGUGUCUAUCUUCGAUUUAAACGAGCAUCUGCAGUUCUUUCUUACACAUUAUUAGUAAUGAUUCUAGUUUCAGCCACAUACAGGUGAGAAAUAGUAUUAUUAAGGAUCAUGUUAAAUAUGUAAUUUUGCUUGCCUUAUUAAGAUUAGCAGAACAACCAAAGGAUACACUAUUUUAGUAUUACUAUCAAUGAUUAAGUGUAGCAUAGCUUUCCAUUGUGAAAAUUAUUGUCUACCAACAUAUGCAGGAAUGUGGAUGGCAAGAUUGGCCUUGUUCAACUCUAAUUAUAUAUUUAAACUUUACGUUCCCCAAUCAUUCAUGUAAAAUGAGCAGUAUGUUAGUUUAUUUGGCCUUAUCACUGCCCAGUGCUUAAAAAAUAAUCAUACUCCGUUCCAAUUCGUAAACUAUGAUCUUUUUUUUGUACCUGCUAAAUUAUAUUUCUUUGUUAUUUUAUUACAAUAGCAAAUGCAUUGCCAUCUCAUGUUGUGAACAGCAUUGCAGUUCACUUUGGAUGAAGUAACCUGAGAAAGUUACUAGGAAAGCACUUUCAGAUGUAUGUUUUAUUUAUGAUAAUUGCCCUGAACAAGUAUUUUAAGUAAUUAGCAUUCAGAUCCAAUUUUAUUCCAAGUAUAAACACUUACUAUUAACAUUAUUUAAUGAGAAGGUUAUCAAGCAUCAAUCUUCAGGGAUGUGCAAUAUGGGGUAUGUUUGUGAUAAUUGUGACUUGAUUCCAAUGCAACAUGUUUUUUUUCCAGUGGGAUGUCAUUUGAACAUAAAUUUACAAACUCACAUGUUUGGCGUAUUUUCAAAUAGGAAGGAGAUCAUAGAUAUUCCAUAUAAAGAUGUUUUAAAAUCAACUCUCAAUAGAGGAGAGUUUAGUGGUUUGCUUUUACAAUUCCUACCGUUCUUAUAAUGAAAGAAAUGUUGCCUUUUUAUUGAUACAAGAUAGCUUUCAUUUUUUUGGGAAGAAGUAAAACCUGAGACUCUAAGCCGUUCUGAAAGAAGUUUUUAUUUUAUUCUUGGUGGUGCAUGCAAUAAAAAUAGCAAACAAUAAUGCUAGUUGAAUUUUGUAAGUGAAAUCAUGACUGACUACUUGAGCAUUCUAAAUACUAGGUGUAUUUUGUUACAGUCAUUAUUAAAAGCCAAAUGAACAGCUGGCCUGGUAUAUGAAGCACAGACAGGAAAUUUGAAAGGAAACCACCGUGAAAAUAUAUGUGAUCAGAGUUAUCUCACUGCAAAUGCUACUGUAUUUCUGUUAUACUGAAUGGAAUAAUAUGUUAUUAAUUUAUACAUAAUAUUAUUUAACCUAAUUGUGGCACCUAACAAAACUGCCAGCAGGUCUUACAGUGUUUGUUAUGGUAUAUGGAAUGCUAUGGAAAAUAAUAUUUACAUGUCUCAAACAAAAUUAUUAGUUCAGCAGGAUUAAUAUUGAGAAUGUAACCAAAAAAUGAAUGGCAGUAGCUGUGAAACUGCCUGGUUAAUUUAGAAAAAAAUAUCUAUUAAAAAUUUAACUGAAGAACCUAGGUAUUUCUUGGUUUACUCUAGACCUGUUGUAUUGUCUAAGUGGAGGUUGUACAUUCAGUGAUUGGAAGGUUUUCUUUGGGAUCUCCCACAUCCCCAAAGAUGCAGUGGGUAAUUAAUGGAAAGAGAAUCGAAGUGGAGUUGGUGAUCUAGUGUUAGCAAGUAUACGUUACAGGAGUAAAGGUAGAUGAGAGGGGGAAUGUCUUAAUGGGAUUGUGUCUUUGUGAAUCGGUAUGGAACUGAAACGCCAAAUUAUCUUCUGUGUCACUAUAAGAUACUUCAAUGUCAGAAUUUGUACUUUUAUACUUUCAAAUAUGAAAUAAAAAUAUGACAUUGGAUUUUUCUAGUUUUAUUUGUUUUGUCUAAACAUUAGUUUUUAACUAAUCUUGAGUUGUACUAAUUUGUGAUCCACAAGUUGCACAUUGUGCUGAUUUAUGUGGUGGAUGUGCUUUAGUGCAUAAGGAUAAAAGAGAGACUAAUGCCCCUGUCCCACUUAGGAAACCUGAACGGAAACCUCUGGAGACUUUGCGCCCCACCCAAGGUUUUUGUGUGGUUUCCGGAGGUUGCAGGUGGU
This is a messenger RNA of Leucoraja erinaceus (little skate), 4389 nucleotides long. Its product is annotated as alpha-(1,3)-fucosyltransferase 4-like. Bases 376 to 1413 code for a protein of 345 amino acids. The record is from RefSeq and is a predicted model, not a curated record. The transcript has a single exon. Gene Ontology annotation, cellular component: membrane. Gene Ontology annotation, molecular function: alpha-(1->3)-fucosyltransferase activity. NCBI's taxonomy places the organism in Eukaryota, Metazoa, Chordata, Chondrichthyes, Rajiformes, Rajidae.